Scophthalmus maximus (turbot) is the source of this 932-nucleotide messenger RNA. RefSeq names its product protein CutA homolog. The record is from RefSeq and is a predicted model, not a curated record. NCBI's taxonomy places the organism in Eukaryota, Metazoa, Chordata, Actinopteri, Pleuronectiformes, Scophthalmidae. Gene Ontology annotation, biological process: response to metal ion. The coding region runs from base 79 to 546 and encodes 155 amino acids. Gene Ontology annotation, molecular function: copper ion binding. The transcript has 7 exons.
ACAAACACACCGCCGUCGCACUUUACGGCAGAGAGGGAGCGUGUCGCUCGUCCAGGUCCAGGCUGCGGUCAGCAGGAAAUGCGCAUUGGACUUCCCAGUGCAGAGACUCUGCAGGGUGGAUCCUUAAAGGCUUUGAUUUUGACGGUGCUCGUGAGUGUGUUUAUGUUCCAGCUGCUGAGGACUGUUGGACUGAGGGCAUUCUCCAUGGCUUCCGAGACGUACACUUCGGGCACACACUCUGCCGCUUUCGUCACCUGUCCCAACGACACGGUAGCCAAAGAAUUGGCAAGGGGGAUCGUGGAGCGGAAACUAGCUGCUUGCGUCAACAUUGUCCCUUCAAUCACAUCCGUAUAUGAGUGGCAGGGGAAGAUUGAGGAGGACAAUGAGGUGCUGCUGAUGAUUAAAACGAGAAGUUCCAAGGUGCCUGCUCUUGCCGAAUACGUCCGCUCUAACCAUCCUUAUGAAGUGGCCGAGGUCAUCAGCCUGCCCAUUGACCAGGGCAACCCGCCCUACCUCAAGUGGAUAGGAGGCGUCGUAGCUGAAUGAAGGUGGACUGAUGCAUGAGGGGACAAAUUAAUGGAUGGAUGGAUGUAAAAAAAAAAAACGGUAUCUAAAAUAACGUGACAUUUCCCUCUUUUCAAAACUCGCAUCCAGUUUCAACGAGUUAAACACACAGACCACUAUCAUGUUACUGUUAAGUGUUUAAUACCAAGUGCAAUGAGAGGAGACACUGGGUGUUUUGAAAAUAUUACCUAAUUUGCUUUGUACAAUAAUAAUUUGAGGGUUUUUUCUUUCCUACAGUGUCUUUACCUCUAGAGGGCAGCCUUGGCUCAAAGUUAAACAGGUGCAAAAUAAAGUCACUGGUGAAAUCUCUUAUUUCAUUGGCAGAAGCAGCAUUUCAAAAUAAAGCAAAUUAUUAUUUUUUAUUUUCA